Molecule: messenger RNA, 921 nt
Organism: Funneliformis caledonium
Lineage: Eukaryota; Fungi; Glomeromycota; Glomeromycetes; Glomerales; Glomeraceae
Source: the annotation of a GenBank genome assembly
AUGUCAUAUUCAACAAAAUAUCUCCCUACUUAUAAAACCAUUUUCAUUGAUUCCACCGAUAAUACUCAAUUGGAACUACUAUGUAAUAUCGGAACGAACAAGAUACAACACAUCAAAUUGCCACCUUUAUUAUUCGUUCAUGGGUCAUAUCAUGCGGCUUGGUGUUGGGAAAACUUUCUUGGAUGGUUCUCUGGUAGAGGAUUUGAUUGUUUUGCCCUAAGUUUACGUGGACAUGGCGAAAGUACAAAAUUACCGAGAAAAGAUUCAACGUGGACUUUGGAACACUACGUGGAAGAUGUUUCUUCUGCUGUGGAAUUUUUAAUUGCAAAUGGUCUUUCGAAACCGAUAAUAAUCGGCCAUGCGAUGGGUGGAGCAAUAUGUCAAAAAUAUUUAGAAAACUCAUCCGAUAGAGUAACUUCAUGCGUUUUGCUCUGCUCGAUUCCUCCGACCGGUUCGAUUUAUUCAUUUCCAAAUUGGUUCUCGAGCGUAUCACUUACGACGUUAUCCGCUUUGCUUCUUCAAAAUCCCUAUUUCUUAAUUUCCACUCCCGAACGAGCUCGAAAAGCUUACUUUUCUUCAAACUUUCCAAAGGAUCUACUCGAUCAAUAUCACUCUAAAUUCGAAAGAACUUUCAAUACAAAAGUAAAUUUACAGACACUUACAACGUUUAUCGACACGAAAAAAAUCUUGAAUCAAAAGAAAUUAUUGAAAUCAAUGAUUAUCAUUGGCGGAGAAAAGGAUUGUAUCAUACCGGUUGAUGUUUUGGAUAAGCUAGGUAAAAGUUAUGGCGGAAUUAAGGUUGAUAUCGUUAGGGAUGUUGCUCAUGAUGUGAUGUUGGAAGUUAAGUGGGAAGAUGUUGCUAUAGUCAUCUUGAAAAGGAUUCAAGAAAAAUUAUUCGAACAAUUUGCAAAGAUUUAUUAA